This is a messenger RNA of Vombatus ursinus (common wombat), 1657 nucleotides long. It is a transcript of the gene TSPAN13, whose product is annotated as tetraspanin 13. Lineage: Eukaryota; Metazoa; Chordata; Mammalia; Diprotodontia; Vombatidae. Gene Ontology annotation, cellular component: membrane. The record is from RefSeq and is a predicted model, not a curated record. The transcript is spliced from 6 exons. The coding region runs from base 42 to 656 and encodes 204 amino acids.
AGCGCUCGCCCCUGGCCUCGCUCCCUGACCGCCCCCCCAAGAUGGUGUGCGGCGGCUUCGCCUGCUCCAGGAGCUGCCUGUGCGCCCUCAACCUGCUCUACACGUUGGUAAGCCUGUUGCUGAUUGGAAUUGCUGCCUGGGGAAUUGGUUUUGGCCUCAUCUCCAGCCUCCGGGUUAUGGGUGUGGUCAUCGCCGUUGGCAUCUUCCUCUUCCUAAUUGCGUUGGUGGGGCUGAUCGGAGCUGUGAAGCAUCACCAGGUGCUGUUGUUCUUUUACAUGAUCAUUCUCUUACUGGUCUUCAUCAUCCAGUUUUCUGUAUCCUGUGCUUGCUUAGCCCUGAACCAGGAGCAGCAGGGCCAGCUUCUGGAGGUUGGAUGGAACAACACAGCCAGUGCCCGGGAUGAUAUUCAGAGAAGUCUGAACUGCUGUGGGUUCCACAGCUUUAACCCCAAUGACACCUGCCUUGCUAGCUGCUUCAAAAACAGCCACCACUGUUCUCCCUGUGCUCCAAUCAUAGAAGAAUAUGCUGGCGAGGUGUUGAAGUUUGUAGGUGGAAUCGGCCUCUUCUUUAGUUUUACAGAGAUCUUGGGAGUCUGGCUGACCUACCGAUACCGGAACCAAAAAGACCCUCGGGCAAACCCGAGUGCCUUCCUUUGAUGGGUGAUCCAGGGUGAUCUCCUGAACUGACCCUUCCCUCUUUCUUCCUGUUACAUAUAAGUUAAGCUAGUUGUCCUUUUCCUUAAUUAAGUGAAAUUUCCUUUUAAAAUGACAAGAUAGAAAGGAGAAUUCUUUUUUUUUGUUUGUAGUUAGCCCAGGGCCCAUCUUUCCCCAUGUAACGUCCUUUGCCAUGCCUCUUUGGAAUACUAUCUUCUGAGUUAAAUUGUUCCCUCCUUCGGCCAUGCUCAUAGUUUGAAGCCAGUGCCCCGAUGCCUUUCUUAGCCUUUGUACAUGCAGAGACAAUUUCAGUGGCAUUCUUGUUAUCAUCCACAUUGUGACCACCAUGUCUAUGCCUCCUGGGUCACACUGGUUAUAGAUAUGGGGUGGGAACCAGAGAAAGAUGGGGAUUUGAUUUGCAACUGAUUCUUUUAGUUUGGAUGAGUUCAUGGAAGGGACUCCCCUCACUCCACUCCCCAUUCCCAAUGUUUUUUUCUUAACAGAAACUUUGUGUGGAGUAAAAUUCAAUUAAUUAAAGUGUUGAUUCAAAUUUUGUUGUCUUACUUUAGGACAAGAUUAUUGUUAUUAGAAGUAGAAAUGUGGUUUGGGAAAGUGGAACAGUGAGUUAUCCUGGGACCUGUAGGGUCAGAAGAGAGGUGGGAGCUCAUAGGUAUCCUCCUCCCCACAUCCCACCUCCAUUGAUUGACAAGUGAUUAAUCCAGAGUGCAUCUGUCCUCAUUAUCUUUUCACCACAAUGAAUAGCAGCUUGAAUCCUUCUAUUUUUACAAAAAGCAAAGCAAUUAAAUUAUCCCAUGGGGUGAAAGCAUGAGAGUUGGUGACCUUGACACUGGCCAGCCUCCAUCCAUCCUGAGAAGUCCUUGAUGAUUAUCCUGGGGAAGCUGUCAGACACAAGCAUAUUGGGAUGUGAUUGUCAUGAUUUCCAAUUUGAAUAGAAUUGUAGCUAUUUCAUUUAUUUAAAAAAAAAUAAAAUAUGGAAAACCUUU